Messenger RNA from Camellia sinensis, 803 nucleotides. The record is from RefSeq and is a predicted model, not a curated record. Lineage: Eukaryota; Viridiplantae; Streptophyta; Magnoliopsida; Ericales; Theaceae.
AGAGUGUUUCUGGUGGAGCUGGAAGGCCGCUCUUACAGAUGCAGAUACUGCCAUACACCCCUUGCCUUUGCUGACGAUGUCCUCUCUCGGUCAUUCAAUUGCGGUCAUGGGAGGGCAUACCUUUUCAACAAUGCUGAACCAAACACUACCUGAUAGUGUGAUGCACGGGCAUGCGAGGACAACCACAUGUUCACGUACCCUCAGCCUACACUCCUCUUUCAAACACCAGUCUUGCUAAAGUUUUCCACUUCUGUUAUUCUCUCUCUCAAAUCCAGCUGCGUGUCCCAAUCCAGGCAUGACAUUUUUGGUACAAACAGUAACAGUGGCAUCGUUGGACCUAUGGAGGAAAGGGUGAUGCUUACUGGAAAGCAUACUGUUUGUGACAUAUUUUGCUGCUGUUGUGGACAAAUUCUUGGCUGGAAAUAUGUGGCAGCAUCUGACAAUACCCAUAAAUACAAGGAAGGGAAAUUUGUUCUUGAGAGAUGGAGGAUAGCAGAGGAGUUCACCGAUGAAGUCAACCUGGAUGCUCGGCCGAGUUCAAGUGAUGCAGAGAAUGCUUAGUAACUUUCUGUUUGUGAAGUAAGUAAUCUAUAAAAGGCCAGAAACUGUAAGAGCUAAUUAUGCUUUUAUGUAACCUUUGAACAGUUUGGUUACAUAUGUAGAUUAUAUGUACAUAUUUUGUAUAUAUCUUAGGGACUUGGAAGCCAAAUUGAGUAGCAAAACUUGCAUGGAUAUAUAGUUAUGGAUCUUGAAAAGUAAUUCAAAAAAUUAUCCAAAAUAAAGUGUGUGAAUUAGAUUCAAAA